Malurus melanocephalus (red-backed fairy wren) is the source of this 287-nucleotide messenger RNA. Its product is annotated as CCR4-NOT transcription complex subunit 3-like. The transcript has 3 exons. Gene Ontology annotation, cellular component: CCR4-NOT core complex; P-body; nucleus. NCBI's taxonomy places the organism in Eukaryota, Metazoa, Chordata, Aves, Passeriformes, Maluridae. Gene Ontology annotation, biological process: regulation of DNA-templated transcription; nuclear-transcribed mRNA poly(A) tail shortening; regulation of stem cell population maintenance. The annotation marks the transcript as partial. The record is from RefSeq and is a predicted model, not a curated record.
CAAAUGGAGCGUUUCAARGUGGUGGAGAGGGAAACCAAAACCAAAGCCUACAGCAAAGAGGGGCUGGGAUUGGCCCAGAARGUCGACCCCGCCCAGAAAGAGAAGGAGGAGGUGGGGCAGUGGCUCACGAACACCAUUGACACCCUGAACAUGCAGGUGGAUCAGUUUGAGAGCGAGGUGGAGUCGCUGUCGGUGCAGACGCGGAAGAAAAAGGGAGAUAAAGAUAAACAGGACCGGAUCGAGGCUCUGAAGCGGCAGGUGGAGCGGCACCGUUUCCACGUGCGGAU